AUGACCGAAACAUCGGCGGUAACGACGGCCUCGCUCACGACCACAAUUUCUUUACCAAACUUGCUGACGUCUUCUCUAGCGGACCAACUGACAAGCACACCACAGGAAUCAACUACACCAUGGGGAUCAACUGCAACACUGGAUGAAACCACAGCGCUGGAUACAACUUCAACGCUGGAGUCAACUACAACACUGGUUACAUCUUCAACACUGGACCCAACUACAGACUCAACUACAACACCGGUUACAACUUCAACACUGGACCCAACUUCAACACUGGACCCAACUUCAACACUGGACCCAACUACAAAACUGGUUACAACUUCAGCACUGGACUCAACUUCGACAUUGGAUUCUUUUACAACGCUGGGUGAAACAACAACACUGGAUGCAACUACACCAUGGGGUUCAACUACACCACGGGAAGACACAACACCCCAGGGAGAAACUACACCACAGCUGCAGGAGGAAACUACACAAGGGGUUUCAACUACACCAGAAGAAUCAACCACCAUACUACAGGAAGAAACUACACCACGGAGAGUAACAGCCGGAAGCAGUACCCCAGAUGCCGCGACCAUCACAGUCACAGCUCCGCCGGGUACCGAGAGUACCACGGGCUACAGCAGUUCUUCCGUACAAGGGCUGCAGACAUGGGAAAUCGCCCUUAUUGUAGUGGGGGCAAGUCUGAGCGGCAUACUCAUCAUAGCAGGCUCGGUAUUCGGUAUCUACAAAGCACUUGGAAAACGUAAAAGCGCUCGAGUCAGUUUCGAACAUGAGAUGGAGUCGCAGGAAGGAAAACAGCAAACGCAGCAGCCGUCUGCGUCAGCUGCAGAUCAGUGAACUACCCGCCGAUUCACCCUGAACGAACGAGACAACACACAGAACAAAUAGGGAGAUCAGACUUGGACAAUCUUUUACUAUGUAACGCACCUUAGUACUUAGCACCUUAGUACGAUGUUGGAAAACUUUAGGUUUUUAGUUUGUUAUACGGCACGAUCACAUGCGUCGCCUGCCGUCGUACGAUUUUGAUGUCGCAGGAUAAUGCCAAUCAGGCUGACAGCUAGAAUCAAAGGCGGACAAGGGUUUAAGACAGUCAUUUUCGUAACAACACAGUUUAAUUUGGUUCGACACAUGCACGACUGUUCCAAGAAUACCUUCAGUUUGCGACCAUACGGCGAUCAUACGGCGACUGUGACCUGGCCUAUGUCUAAAGCUAACGUUGUUUUCGGACAUUGGGUUGUGCUCAGAUAAUAUGACGUGUUAACUGCACGGUGAUUGAUGACUCAUUAGGACACAUGGACUAAUCAGUGCAUAAACAUGGGCGCUUAUUAAAAAACACAUCAAUCACAUUAGUCUUUUAAUAAGAGACUUAAUUACGGUCAUUAAUGAUACAUUGAGUGUGCAUUAAUUGAAUUGCUGCCAUUAUGUAGGAUUAGAAGAGUAAAACUAUCCGUAGAUUAAGCCAUUUAUAAAAAGUUUGGAACUCGUAAUGAUAAGGAUUGACAUGGUACUGAAUUAUACGCAACUUUAGUUUCAUGUAGAUAGAUAUAGAUGAAUAAAUGAAUUGAUAAAUAGGUAUGACUUCAGGUAUCAAUUAAGGUAUUACUUAUGAUGAUUGACGCAAUUAAGCAAUAAGCGCAAUCGUUCAAGCUGAAUUUAUAUACCAAUACCAUGCUGACAUAAAAAACAUUUCUCUUAUCUACGUCAGAAUGGAUAAUUAAUUACUAAUCAAAGACGUAGCGGAAAAGCACCUAGGAGACACGGCAAGCGUCCGCGUUAUCUGUGUGUCCAAUUUGAACUGGGGAAGAUAAGGUCGGUUGGGUUAUUAAUGUACUUGUGUACGAUUCGACUGUUGUCUAAAUUUGUGGAACGCCCUGCGAAUCGCAUUUUAGGGCUAAGCAAACUUGCUUUGCACAUCAUUAUAGACACACAGGCGAUAGGUGGAGGGAAAAAUUUAACCAGCGAACAAACUGAUAAAAAGUCAAUUAAACACUUCGAAGGGCUGAUAACUGGAGGUAGGUGUAGUUUCUGACAUACUCGCCAGAGGGCUAAUGU
Molecule: messenger RNA, 2058 nt
Organism: Branchiostoma belcheri (Belcher's lancelet)
Lineage: Eukaryota; Metazoa; Chordata; Leptocardii; Amphioxiformes; Branchiostomatidae
Product: mucin-5AC-like
Exons: 3
Coding region: 1-843 (280 amino acids)
Source: RefSeq, a predicted model, not a curated record